AUGCCGCCCUCGAAAGCUCCUCCGCCCGUUCCUCAGCAAGGCGCACCCGCAUCCCUCUCUGCUCGCAGGAUGUCGAACGCCCAGACCGGAUCGGGGUCCAACACCCCCGUGCCGCCUCCCCAGCUCAGCCUCAACAUCCCCGCAGCAGCAGCAGCGACGACGACCGGCGCAGGAGCAGGAGGAGACUCGCAUGUCCCGCUCAAGCAGAACCUCGCGCCGCGCGAGGCGAGCGCGCCCAGCUUGAACGCCUCUGUCCAGCAACCGAGCAGCAGCGCCGGUGCCGGGGCGACGUCGGGGGCCCGCCUCGGACGCAGCGGGACCGUCAAGGCUUCGAGCGGCGGGGCUGGACGCAGGGAGAGUACAGACGCAGGCUACGAAGGCGAGAUCGAGCGACACGGGCAGGCCAACGACUUUGUCGACGCCGACGACGACAGUGACGCCGAUCAAUCGACCAACGCCGGCGGUCGUCCCCAGCUCAACAAGCGCGGGUCGUCGGGCAACGUUCGUGCACGCGACCAUGCAACCGGAGCAUCCGCGACGGCGUCGAGCAAGUCGCCCUCGCUUCCCAACAUUCCCGACGCCGAGUCGUUUGCCCGCUCGAUGCAGAAGAACCUCAACCCAUCGACCUCGUCGCACGCUCACCCGAGCCACCUCCCCUACCGCGGGAACGCCCACAAGGCCGGCCAGAACGCCCAGGGCCAGAAGCCGCGCUCGCCGAGCAUGUCGAGCCUCCGCUCCGUCGAGGCGACGAGUCACCCGUUCCCGACGCCCGGUAUCAAGCAGGCUCACGGAUUCAAGUUUGACAAGUGGAAGUCGGUCGAGGAGCAGAGGCUCGACGAGGACGAGCGCAAGGAGAAGCACUGGAAGAGGUGGGGUCCUUACCUCUCCGAGAGGCAGUGGGCCACGGUCCGCGAGGACUACUCGGCAAACGGCGAUGCCUGGACGCACUUCCCGCACGAGCACGCCCGCUCGCGCGCGUACCGCUGGGGCGAGGACGGCAUCGCCGGCCUGUGCGACAACCACGGCCGACUGUGCUUCUCGCUCGCCAUGUGGAACGGCGUCGACCCGAUCCUCAAGGAGCGCCUCUUUGGUGUCACCGGUCACCAGGGUAACCACGGCGAGGACGUCAAGGAGCUUUACUGGUACCUCGACUCGACGCCCACGCACUCGUACAUGAAGAUGCUGUACAAGUACCCGCAGCGCCCGUACCCGUACGAGCAGCUCGUCCGCGAAUCGACCAACCGCGGCCGCGACGUCGGCGAGUUCGAGAUCACCGACACGGACGCGUUCGACGACAACCGCUACUGGGACGUCUUUGUCGAGUACGCCAAGGACGAGGACUGCGCAGAGGGCAUCUCGAUCCGCAUCACGGCCUACAACCGCGGUCCCGAGACCGCGACCCUUCACCUCAUCCCGCAGCUCUGGUUCCGCAACACCUGGUCGUGGCCCAAGGAGCGUCCGACCGGCGCCGACAUGCCGUCCCUCAAGCAGGUCGGCGAGGGCGUCGUCCAGGCCGACCACAAGUCGAUGGGCCGCUACUACUUCCACGCCAACUCUUCGCCCGCCCCCAUCGGCCCGCGCGGCGGCAAGGAGGCGCAGGAGACGGUCUUUGUCGACGACGUCGUCAACCCCGAGCUCCUCUUCACCGACAACGACACGAACUUUGAGCGGCUUUACGGCGGAAACAAUGCUGUCCCCUACACGAAGGACGCCUUCCACGACCACAUCAUCCACUCGCACCGCCCUCCCAUGCCCGAGGCGUCGUCCGAGAAGCAGAACGGCGCGAACGGCGACGGCUACGACUCGGACUCGACUGCCGACGGCGCCUCGACCCCUCGUCCCGAGGACACGCGCCAGUUCGUCAACCCCGAGAAGAAGGGUACCAAGGUCGGAGCGCACUACGUCUUCCGCGACGUGCCCGGAAACGGCGGCUGCGCCGUCGUCCGCGUCAAGCUCACGACCAAGUCGGCCGAGGCGGACCCGUCGAUCCAGGAUGAGGAGGAGUUCGACACGGUCAUCGAGGAGCGCAGGAUGGACUCGGACGAGUUCUACUCGCGCUUCAACUCGGGCGCGCUCAGCGACGACCUGAGGAACAUCAUGCGCCAGGCCUUGACGAAGCAAUUCUACAUGUUCAUCCAGAAAGAGUGGCUCGAGGGCGACCCCGGCCAGCCCGCUCCGCCGCCCGAACGCAAGUUUAUCCGCAACCGCGAGUGGAAGCACAUGCACAUCGAGGACAUCCUCUCGAUGCCCGACAAGUGGGAGUACCCCUUCUUUGCCAUCUGGGACUCGGCCUUCCACUGCAUCCCGCUCGCGAUGAUCGACCCCGCCUACGCCAAGAAGCAGCUCGACAUCAUGACCCGCGAGUGGUACAUGAAGCCCGACGGCGCCUUGCCCGCCUACGAGUGGAACUUUGGCGACGUCAACCCGCCCGUUCACGCCUGGGCAACCUUCCGUGUCUUCAAGAUUGAGCGCAAGAUGCACGACCGCGAGGACCUUCCCUUCCUCGAGCGGGUCUUCCAGAAGCUCCUCCUCAACUUCACCUGGUGGGUCAACCGGAAGGACUCGGCGGGCGAGAACGUCUUCGAGGGCGGCUUCCUCGGCCUCGACAACAUCUCGCCGUUCAACCGCUCCGAGAAGCUCCCGACGGGCGGCACGAUGCGCCAGGCCGACGGUACCGGGUGGAUGGGCUUCUACUCGCUCACGAUGCUCAACAUCGCCCUCGAGCUCGCCAAGCACAACCCCGUCUACGAAGACAUUGCCAGUAAGUUCUUCGAGCAUUUUCUCUUCAUCGCGGACGCCAUGACGUUCCACGAUGGAGAGGCAAAUGAGGUCUCGCUUUGGAACGACGAGCAGGGCUUCUACUUCGACGCCAUCGCGUGGGCGCCCGACUCGAUCCAGCAGCUCCCCGUCCGCUCGCUCGUCGGCCUCAUCCCCCUCUACGCGACCCUUACCCUCGAGCCGAGCACGAUCAAGCGCUUCCCCGGCUUCCGCAAGCGCAUGGAGUGGUUCAUCAAGAACCGGUCGAGCAUCUCGAAGCGCAACAUCGCCAACAUGUCGCUUGGCGGUAAGGGCGACCGCCGCCUGCUCGCGCUCGCCAACGAGGACCGCCUUCGCCGCAUCCUCGAGCGCAUGCUCGACGAGAACGAGUUCCUGAGCGAGUACGGCAUCCGAUCUCUCUCGCGCUGGCACCGGGAGAACCCGUGGUCGAUGAGCGUCAACGGCGAGGAGUUCAGCGUGCACUACUGGCCCGGCGACUCGCACAGCGGCAUGUUCGGCGGCAACUCGAACUGGCGCGGACCGAUCUGGCUCGCCACGACGUUCCUCCUCAUCGAGAGUCUGCAGCGGUUCUACCAGUACUACGGGUCGGGAUUCACGAUCGAGUGCCCGACCGGCAGCGGAGACAUGAUGAACCUGGCGCAGGUCGCAGCGGAAAUCCAGCACCGCGUCAUCAACCUCUUCGCGAGGGACAACGAGGGCAACCGCGCCUGCAACGGCGGCAGCGAGCUCCUCAACAAGGACCCUCACUUCCGCGAUUACGUUCCCUUCCACGAGUUCUUCCACGGCGACUCUGGCAAGGGUCUCGGCGCUUCUCACCAGACAGGCUGGACUGGCCUCGUCGCGUACUUCAUCUGGUCCGUCGGCUCGACUGCCCGCCUCCCUCGCACUCCUCGCACGCCUCGCUCUGUCGCGUCAGAGUACUUUCACGAUGUGAUGACCCCGGGUGUCUCCGAGACCGAGAUGAGCUCCGCCUUCAGCGACGUCGACAGCGCCGCCGAGUGGUCGCCCGAUGAGCUGUAA
Molecule: messenger RNA, 3798 nt
Organism: Rhodotorula toruloides NP11
Lineage: Eukaryota; Fungi; Basidiomycota; Microbotryomycetes; Sporidiobolales; Sporidiobolaceae
Exons: 12
Coding region: 1-3798 (1265 amino acids)
Biological process (GO): protein N-linked glycosylation; oligosaccharide metabolic process
Cellular component (GO): endoplasmic reticulum membrane
Molecular function (GO): Glc3Man9GlcNAc2 oligosaccharide glucosidase activity
Source: RefSeq, a predicted model, not a curated record